Amphiprion ocellaris (clown anemonefish) is the source of this 1438-nucleotide messenger RNA. RefSeq names its product proliferating cell nuclear antigen (gene pcna). Gene Ontology annotation, cellular component: PCNA complex. The transcript is spliced from 6 exons. NCBI's taxonomy places the organism in Eukaryota, Metazoa, Chordata, Actinopteri, Pomacentridae. The coding region runs from base 205 to 987 and encodes 260 amino acids. Gene Ontology annotation, biological process: regulation of DNA replication; leading strand elongation; translesion synthesis. Gene Ontology annotation, molecular function: DNA binding; DNA polymerase processivity factor activity. The record is from RefSeq and is a predicted model, not a curated record.
CAGCUCAAAACCUACCCUGUGCAGAGAGAGUCGGAUUCACGUGCAGUCGCUGAGCGAAAAACAAUACAAAGCCUGAACUUCCAGAGGAGCCUGACUCUGAAAACUACGACCUGCAGCCUCCGGUUAUUCACGGAGCGACGCUAAAGGCGGCACAAAUCUCUUCCUCCUUCUUCUACUACGCAGUCGUAAAACUCCACAGCAACCAUGUUUGAGGCUCGCCUGGUCCAGGGCUCCAUCCUGAAGAAGGUUCUGGAGGCUCUGAAGGAUCUGAUCACGGAGGCCUGCUGGGACGUCAGCUCGUCCGGCAUCUCUCUGCAGAGCAUGGACUCCUCUCACGUCUCCCUUGUCCAGCUCACCCUGCGGCACGACGGCUUCGACUCGUACCGCUGCGACAGAAACCUCGCCAUGGGAGUCAACCUGAGCAGUAUGUCAAAAAUCCUGAAAUGUGCAGGAAAUGAGGACAUCAUCACCCUCAGGGCAGAAGACAAUGCAGACACACUUGCCCUUGUGUUUGAGACAGUCAACCAGGAGAAAGUCUCCGACUAUGAGAUGAAGCUGAUGGAUCUGGACGUGGAGCAGCUCGGUAUCCCAGAGCAAGAGUACAGCUGUGUCGUCAAGAUGCCCUCUGGGGAGUUCGCUCGUAUCUGCCGUGACCUGUCUCAGAUUGGCGAUGCUGUCAUGAUCUCCUGCACCAAGGACGGAGUCAAGUUCUCCGCCUCAGGAGAGCUGGGAACAGGAAACGUCAAGCUGUCCCAGACCAGCAACGUGGACAAAGAGGACGAGGCUGUUACCAUUGAGAUGAAUGAGCCCGUCCAGCUGAUCUUUGCCCUCAACUACCUGAACUUCUUCACCAAGGCCACGCCGCUGUCCAAGACAGUCACCCUCAGCAUGUCGGCUGAUAUCCCCCUCGUGGUGGAGUACAAGAUUGCCGAUAUGGGACACAUCAAAUACUACUUGGCCCCGAAAAUCGACGAGGAGGCUUCCUAAGUAGUUUCUAACAGACCGAAAAGGGAGAAUGGAGAAAGACAGACGACUGUAACUCAUCCUGAGUGACGGAGGGACAGAAGUGAUCCUGUGAUGGUCGAUGCUCACUUUGUCUGAUGUUUCUGACUGUCAAAUGAGAUAUCAACAGCUGUGGUGUAAACAGCCAGAUGUGUAAAUGCUGUCAUCUGUAUGAUGUAAUGAAGCUUCAGAGGUGUUCAGAGCUGCUGGCUUUGGUCCACAGAUCCCCCGUGUAAACUUCAGCACUUGUUCACUCCACCACUGGGUCUCUUUCUCUAUUUUUGCCUGUUUUGGCAAAUCAGAUUUCAAAUAUCCCAUCUUUUUUUGUAGAUAACGCAUUUGUAAAUACUUUGUGGUUUCGCACUGUGAGUCACCGCUCCAAUUGCUUUUGUAUUCAAUCAUUCAGUCCAAAAUAAAUGAUUCAAGUUGUUUCGAA